AUGGCCGCCACCGCCGUGCCCACGUUCACGAGCAUGAAUCCGAUCUGGCCGAUCGCUGUCUCCAUCCCGGAGAGCGUGCCCGCGAUGGCGUUGACCGACUCCUGGAGCGUGUCGAUGGCUAUCGCGAAGUCCGCCAUCCCGGCACCUUCCGAGGAUGCGAGCUACUACGAGCUGCUAGGCGUCGACGACGAGGCGGACCUCGAGGCACCUUCCGAGGAUGCGAGCUACUACGAGCUGCUAGGCGUCGACGACGAGGCGGACCUCGAGGCGCUGACGGUCGCCUACCGCCAGCGGGCGCUUGCGGAGCACCCGGACAAGGGCGGCGAUGCCGCACGCUUCCACGAGAUCGCCAGGGCCUUCAAGGUGCUGUCAGACCCAGAGGCGAGGAGGGAGUACGACGAGAAGCUCGCCAAGGCGGAGGAGAGGGCGCAGCUGGUGGAGGGCGGGCCCGCCAAAGGUGCGGCUGGGAUGUCUGCCAAGCAGGCGCAGGCGCCUAUGGCGCGCCAGAAGACCGCCCCGAUGCCAGGCUCCAAGAGGCAGGCCAAGAUGCGCUGCGGCCAGCCCGGCAACUACAACGCGUGCGCAGAAGAGUGGAAGAACAUGGGCUCUGCCUUCAGGGUCCUCAUGGCGAUCACAGACGACGUGACGCCCGAGCAGAAGACGGAGGAGCUGAUGGACAAGUAUGCCGCCCUGCCGAGGGGCAAGGACAAGAAGCGGGAGUGGGUCAACGGCCUGCGCGGUAAAGACAAGCAGGAUUUCCUGUUUUCCAGUGCGAUUGCCAGCGGCUCACCAGAUUACGGGCGCCGCGACACGCGCACUUAG
Molecule: messenger RNA, 822 nt
Organism: Prorocentrum cordatum
Lineage: Eukaryota; Dinophyceae; Prorocentrales; Prorocentraceae
Source: the annotation of a GenBank genome assembly